CUUCAUUCAUAUUUUAUUUUUCCGUGUCGCGUGUAUAUUUUUUUCAGAGGAAUUAAUAUAUUAUAUAUAUAUAUUUUUUUUUUUAAUUUUAUAAGACAUUUAUUUCAAUAGAAGUGUAUAUAUAUUUUCUGGCGCAUAUAGCAAAUAUUUGCAAACAUUUCAGAACAAUAAGAGUGCGAAGAUGAGUAAGCUUAGCUCACGAGUCACUCGUAUGCCGUACAGGCAACUCUACGAUAGCGAGAUUGACGAUUUGAUAAACAUACGCAAGGGCCUUAAGUUGCAUAAUGAUGAACUCGUUGACGUGACCCCGAAACUACUGACUCUGGAAUAUACUAAGGAGCGCAGAUAUAAAGCAUUGAAUGAAACGUUGAAGAAUGAUUUCUGCCCAACAGAGUCUUCGACACGCGAGAGCAAUAUCAGCCGACAUAGUGUGGCGAGCCAUUCCAGCGUACAGAGAUUUAAGUUGGGCGGUCUUCGUUUAUCCUUGGACGAUGUAAUAUAUAAUGUCGGCAGUUUGCAUAACGUACUCACAACCGGCGAAGAGGAGGAGCUACCCAUAUAUUAUGCGCCCAAAAGUGAACAUAAAUAUCCGUUCAUAAAAAUCAUGUUACGGCCUAGUCCCGAAAUUUUUUUAUAUGAAUCGACAAGCUACACCGUACCAAAAGGUACAAAACUGGGCGAACUUGUUGAAGAGGAUAAUAAGAUCUAUGAUUAUUUGACAAUUGGGCGUGGCAAUGUACGAAGGCGUAGUGAGGCGGAGACCCAGACUAUAGAUGCGGAAAUGAAAACACGUUAUGUCAACACGUAUUUUCGCAAGUUUGAGGAAAAGGGCACAUAUGUAUCCUUCUUUGAGAUGUAUGAUACUUAUAAGUCCAUUUUAAAAUUCGAUCACGAUCAAACAGUUCACAAAAAGGACAGAAGAGUUAGUAAAACGUACGAUGCGGAGUUUAAGGUGGAAUUAGCUCAGCUUUCGGAGAACUCACGAUUCAAAUUCGCUAGCAUGAUUAUGGAGCGCUUAUUAGCGGGUAAUGUAUAUCAGAAGAGUCAACAAAAUUUUCGUAAUUUCCAUAAAGCUAGUAAAUUGGAUGCAGUUGCCGAAUACCGUUACCAACCCGAAGUGAUAUUCACAUUGCAAGCGCCUCUAUUUGGCGCCCAACAUAUAACGGGUAUGACGCGUAAAGCCGUCUCGGAUAUUAGUUUUUGCUACGGUAAUGGCGACAUUGUAGCUGUGGCCUAUGGUCUCUUCUCAUAUUCGGCCUUAAUUACUGUAUCCACGGGUGAUGUAUGCAUUUGGAGUAUUAAAAAUCCACUGAAUCCUGAACGGUCUUAUCGCUACAAUAUACCAGUGACCUCUGUGGAAUUCUCACCAUUUUUACCAUUUCUACUGGCGAUCGGGAUGAUGGAUGGCACCGUCGAGGUACGGAAUAUAACAAAUCCCGACGAUCCACCUAUUGCGGUUUCUCAACGUAGCUCAUCACUUAAUGGUGAUCCGGUGAUUGCUUUGAAGUGGAUCAAACAGCCGCAAGACAAGCACGACACGGAUCCGAUAUUGGCUCUAUCGUCGAAUGGUUCGGUGUGGAAGUAUUACGUUAUACCCAGUCCAUAUCUGUUGGGUUUCAAGCAGAUGGUGCUCUAUCGCGCAGUUGGUCAACCUGAAGGCUUGCAAGUCAAGCAAUACGCGAAUCCAAUUGAACUGUUUGCGAACAGACGUCCGCUGGGUCUAAACAUCACAUUGCAUCCACAGUUGAGAGAUAUUUACUUUAUGCUCACCGAUGAGGGCUGCGUGUACGAGUGUUCGACAAAUACGACACAUACAUAUUUGGAUGUUUGGCAGACUCAUGCGGGGUCGGUUAAUUAUAUGGACUUCUCUCCGUGGUCGCCGAAGCUGUUCCUAACUUGUGGCAAUGAUUGGUGCAUUCGCAUCUGGAUGAAUGGUAUUAUGAAGCCCCUAAUAACGUUGAAAGACAGAAUGAGGCCAAUUUAUACGGCUCAAUGGAGCCGCUCACACUCCACCGUAAUUAUAUCCAACAAUCGUAGCACGCUCGAUGUUUGGGAUAUACAUCGCAAUUUAUUGACACCAGUUUCACGCACAAAAUUAAGCACUGCCUUCAACACGAUGUUCACACACAGCCUUUGUGGUAAUAAUUUGGCGGUCGGUAGUGAACGCGGCGACGUCUACAUUUGUACGUUGGUAAAAAUGCCUUUUCAGCCAUACUUUCAGUACGAGGAGUUGCGGCGUUCCCUGUUCAAUGCAAUUUCAACGUAUCCCGAUUUAAUAAGCGAGCUGAAUAAUAUCGGAUUUUUCGGUUAUCCAAAUAAGACUUUUCGGCUACAAAAAUGAAUAUCCACUCAAUUCUGGCAACACAAAAUCCGCUCGCAGUCUUUUAAAGUGAUAAAAUUAAUUGUAAAGUAAAUGUAAAUUAAGUGAGUAUAGGGUGAAUGAGGUAUGUAUGUAGAAAGGAACAUUGUUAUUAUAAACGAAAGGGUGGUAAAUUCUUAAUAGAAAUAAUAAAUAUAAUAUGAUAAAAACA
Zeugodacus cucurbitae (melon fly) is the source of this 2531-nucleotide messenger RNA. Its product is annotated as dynein axonemal intermediate chain 4. The record is from RefSeq and is a predicted model, not a curated record. Gene Ontology annotation, molecular function: dynein light chain binding; dynein heavy chain binding. Gene Ontology annotation, cellular component: axonemal dynein complex. Bases 182 to 2341 code for a protein of 719 amino acids. NCBI's taxonomy places the organism in Eukaryota, Metazoa, Arthropoda, Insecta, Diptera, Tephritidae. The transcript is spliced from 6 exons. Gene Ontology annotation, biological process: cilium movement.